Molecule: messenger RNA, 792 nt
Organism: Aspergillus costaricaensis CBS 115574
Lineage: Eukaryota; Fungi; Ascomycota; Eurotiomycetes; Eurotiales; Aspergillaceae
Exons: 4
Coding region: 1-792 (263 amino acids)
Biological process (GO): transmembrane transport
Cellular component (GO): membrane
Molecular function (GO): transmembrane transporter activity
Source: RefSeq, a predicted model, not a curated record
AUGUCAUCGCCUAGACGAUGGGCCAUUGCGCUUGGCCAGAUAGCCGGCCCCAUUGGGUACACUAACCUUGCACACCACCGACGCGCGAGUUAUCCAACUCCGCCUCUGGGACGAAACCGGUUGUGCCGAGGAGAAUAUGGGCGAACUCGGCCUGUACCAAUCUGGCCUUUCCGCAUCCUGCAGCUUCACCUUCAACUCGGCAACAACUCCAUCACAGCAACAAAUAUUGCGUGCUGGAUCUCGGCUCAAGCCCAGGUUCUCCGGAAGUUAAGCCGCUCAACUGAGAAAGACGGCGGUUACACGGAAGGUGGAAGGAGGAAGCGCCGGUUCUCCGUCGCCAAGAGCACCUCAAGCGUCACUACCGCUGCUAAAGAAUUGCCUCAAUCCUUCCCGUGCGCAUCUAUGGCUCGCUUGGGUCACCCAGCAGCAAAUCAGAAGCGACGAACGCAGGGUUGGCGUCCUUUCACCAUUGAGCACUUUGGUCGUCGGACACUGAUGCUGUUUGGCGCCACGGGAAUGUCAAUAUCUAUGGUCAUCCUGGGGUCGGCUUCUUGCUUUCUCAGUUUCUUCGCUCUCCUUCCAUUGCUUACUACUGAACUUAUCGCCGCUGCUGCUGCUGCUAGUACUUAUCCGCCUGGCAAGUAUUUACAAGAGAUCAGUUAUAGUGGCGUAGCCGUGCUUCUUGCAGGCCUCAUAAAUGACGCCGAUGGCCUUGUCGGCCUGUCCUGUUACUUCCUGGAAACGCUGGGCCCAUGGGCAAGUGUCGCCCAAGCUUUCCUUGUCUUCAAAUAA